Molecule: messenger RNA, 175 nt
Organism: Rangifer tarandus platyrhynchus (Svalbard reindeer)
Lineage: Eukaryota; Metazoa; Chordata; Mammalia; Artiodactyla; Cervidae
Source: the annotation of a GenBank genome assembly
UCACAGGAAUUCGGGGACGCGAGUGAACACGCUCCCCAGGAGGUUUUGGAAGAGGCAACAUGCCACGACUUGACUGAGGAAUUCUGGGACGCAAGUGAACACGCUCCCCAGGCGGAUCUGGAAGAGGCAACAUGCCACGACUUGACUGAGGAAUUCUGGGACGCAAGUGAACACG